Molecule: messenger RNA, 1559 nt
Organism: Elgaria multicarinata webbii
Lineage: Eukaryota; Metazoa; Chordata; Lepidosauria; Squamata; Anguidae
Product: stromelysin-1-like
Exons: 10
Coding region: 13-1440 (475 amino acids)
Biological process (GO): collagen catabolic process; extracellular matrix organization; proteolysis
Cellular component (GO): extracellular matrix
Molecular function (GO): metalloendopeptidase activity; zinc ion binding
Source: RefSeq, a predicted model, not a curated record
GCAAAAGCCAAAAUGAAGAGCUUCCUACUGUUGAUCACGCUCUGUGGAGCGCUUACUUGUGCUCUGCCUGUCGUCCAAGAAACUGAAAAAGUUGCAGAAAAGGACAUGGAGUUUGCCAAGAAAUACAUGGAAAGCUACUAUCCUGAAUCAGACUCAACUCCUGUUAGAAGAAGCAGAAUUAUUGCUGCUGACAAAAUACAACGAAUGCAGGAAUUCUUUGGUCUAAGAGUGACGGGAAAACUAGAUUCAAGCACUUUGGAUGCAAUGAAGAAACCCAGGUGUGGGGUUCCUGAUUUAGGGGAAUACAACACCUUUCCCAACUCUCCAAAAUGGGGGAAGAGAGACCUGACAUAUAGUAUUCAGAACUACACACCAGAUAUGCAUCAGGCUGAUGUAGAUGAUGCAAUCGAGAGAGCUUGGAAAGUGUGGAGUGAUGUGACUCCCUUGACCUUCUCCAGGGUUUAUGGACGCCCUGCAGAUAUAGAGAUCUCUUUUGCUGCUAGAUCCCAUGGUGACUAUAUGCCCUUUGACGGACAAGGCGGACAGCUGGCUCAUGCUUAUUCCCCUGCCUUUGGUGGAAAUGCCCAUUUUGAUGAGGAUGAAAGUUGGACAAGAGAUUUGCAAGGAACUAACCUUUUCCUUGUUGCUGCCCAUGAGUUUGGCCACUCUCUGGGUCUUGGACAUUCCAAUGUUUGGGGGUCUCUUAUGUUUCCAGUCUACCAACCUUGGGACCCCCAAAACCUCAGGCUUCAUACAGAUGACAUUGAAGGCAUCCAGUACCUUUAUGGACCCCCUGAAGAUGAUGAAGGUUCAUCAGGAAACCCAGCACCACCACCAAAAAUUCCAACAGAAGCACCAUCCACAGACUUAUGCAACUCUGAUCUGGCUUUUGAUGCUGUCACUACUCUCCGAGGGGAAACUGUAUUCUUUAAAGACAGCUUCUUCUGGCGAAAGCAUCCGUCAAGAAGUGAUAUUGAAAAGACACCUAUUUCUGCUUUCUGGCCAGCGUUGAGCAGUGGCAUAGAUGCUGCCUAUGAAUCUGAAGCUGAUGACACAGUAUUUCUUUUCAAAGGACAUAAAUAUUGGGCUACUAAGGGAAAUAUCAUACAGCCUGGUUUCCCAAAAAAUAUCCACCACUUGGGCUUCCCCAGAACAGUUAAGAAAAUCGAUUCAGCUGCUUAUGACAAAAGCUCAAAGAAAACAUACUUCUUUUCGGGCAACAAGUACUGGAGAUAUGAUGAAGCCAAGAAUUCAAUGGAGAAAGGUUACCCAAGGAAGAUAACAGCUGACUUCCAUCAAAUUGGCUCCAACGUGGAUGCUGCUAUUCUACAUAAUGGACAUUUCUCUCUCUUCAGCGGCUCAAAUCAAUAUGAGUUUGACAGCAAAACCAAAAAAUUUCUGGUCAUGAAAAGGAGCAACAGGUGGUUUGGCUGCCUGUGAUAUGGAACUAAGAAAGACCAAAGUAGCCAAGAACAACAAAGAGAAUCCCUACUUCACCGUGCAUCAAGCACCCUCUUUUGUAUUGAUUAUUAGUAUUACUUGAUCUCUCCUGCGUUUUU